AAGAUGAAAUGUGUGUGUAUGCAAAUGUAAAAAUGUGUAUGCAGUAUGUGUCUGUAUUCAUGUUUGUGUGUACAUGUUCGGUAUCUAUACGGAUGUAUACAUGUCCCAUAACUUCUUCUGUUUGUGAACUGUGCCGUGAUUUUAAUGUUGUGUUUUCCUAGGCUCCAGCUGUGUUGUAGUCAUGGCUGCCUGAGGGACUGCUCCCUGGCUGUGUGGAUCUGGAGCCCCCUCUGAUAUCAUGCUGAGAGUUGGGCCAGCGGCCACCACUCUACUCCUGCUGCUGUCAUACUGCUGCUGCCACCUGUGUCACUCUCUGGGAAUCCCUAAACUGUCCUCCUAUGCCAAGACAGAGGACAAACUGUUCAAGAACCUCUUCAGAAACUACCAGAAAUGGGUGAGGCCUGUGGAAUACCUCAACGGCACAGUACGGGUCAGAUUUGGACUGGCCAUCUCCCAGCUAGUGGAUGUGGACGAGAAGAACCAGUUGAUGACAACCAAUGUGUGGAUGAAACAGGAAUGGUUGGACAUGAAGCUACGCUGGAACACUGAUGACUACCUGGGCAUCACUACCAUCAGAGUCCCAUCGGACUCCAUCUGGAUCCCAGACAUUGUGCUCUAUGACAAUGCCGAUGGACGUUUUGAGGGCUCUGUCACCAAGGCUGUUGUCAAGUAUGAUGGCACCAUCACCUGGACACAGCCCGCUAACUACAAGUCAGCCUGCAUCAUCGAUGUCACCUUCUUCCCCUUUGACCUGCAGAACUGCUCCAUGAAGUUUGGCUCCUGGACCUAUGAUGGCUCACAGGUUGACAUCCUCCUGGAGGACUUCCAUGUGGAUAAGAGGGACUACUUUGACAGUGGCGAAUGGGAUAUAGUGAAAGCAACAGGCAGCCGUGGUCUGAGGAUGGACGGUCCCUGCCACUUCCCCUUCGUCACCUACUCCUUCAUCAUCCGUAGACUGCCGCUCUUCUACACCCUCUUCCUUAUUAUCCCUUGUAUCGGCCUUUCCUUCCUCACCAUCCUGGUCUUCUACCUGCCCUCCAACGGCGGGGAGAAGAUCUCCCUGUGCACCUCUGUGCUGGUGUCCCUCACAGUCUUCCUUCUCGUGAUCGAGGAGAUAAUUCCGUCCUCCUCCAAGGUCAUCCCUCUGAUUGGGGAGUACCUGGUGUUCACCAUGAUCUUUGUCACGCUCUCCAUUGUCAUCACCGUCUUUGCCAUCAACAUCCACCACCGCUCCACGUCCAUGCAUCAAGGCAUGGCGCCCUGGGUGCGUCGUAUCUUCCUGCACAGGCUGCCUAAGCUGCUGUGUAUGCGCAGCCACGUGGACCGCUAUGCUACCCCCGGUGGGGCCUGGGCAGGACUGGCAGGGAGAGAGGGGGCAGGACUGGCAGGGAGAGAGGGGACAGUAGGGGGCAUUAUGAAGUCCACCCCUCAUCUCUCCCCCAUGAAUAACCUGCAGGCUGCUUUGGACUCUAUCCGUUACAUCACCAUGCAUGUGGUCAGGGAGAACGAGGUCAGAGAGGUGGUGCAGGAUUGGAAGUUUGUGGCUCAGGUUCUGGAUCGUGUGUUCCUGUGGACCUUCCUCCUGGUCUCAGUACUGGGCUCUGCUCUGCUCUUCAUCCCUGUCAUCUACAAAUGGGCAAACAUCAUUGUCCCCAACCAUGCAGGCGGCAGCGGAUAAGACUAAACUGAGUCUAUGUACACUGAGCACAACGAAUUCAGAGACACUACAGUCAGUGCAGAGAUGGAGACACUUACUCACAUGUGGGUGUGGGAGAGCAAUGGAUUCUAGUUCCGUCAUGAUUUUGAUUUGUGUAUAUGAAUGAGGGAUUAUUGUCUCUAUGUUGCUGUAUUUGUUUCUAGAUUAAAUUAACAUACAAUUGUU
Molecule: messenger RNA, 1882 nt
Organism: Oncorhynchus nerka (sockeye salmon)
Lineage: Eukaryota; Metazoa; Chordata; Actinopteri; Salmoniformes; Salmonidae
Product: neuronal acetylcholine receptor subunit alpha-5-like
Exons: 7
Coding region: 239-1678 (479 amino acids)
Biological process (GO): regulation of membrane potential; signal transduction; synaptic transmission, cholinergic
Cellular component (GO): postsynaptic membrane; neuron projection; plasma membrane
Molecular function (GO): acetylcholine-gated monoatomic cation-selective channel activity; acetylcholine receptor activity
Source: RefSeq, a predicted model, not a curated record